GGAAUUUUUGUGAGCAAUUUUUGAAAUGAUUAACAAAAAAUCACAGAAUGUGCUGCAAUAAGAAGCUGAUAAUGUGAGGUCAUUGAUGUGUGGGAAUUGUAGAUGCAAAGAAGUGCCAUUCUGUAAAAUUGGACUUAUUUAUGUGUUUACUGUUGGUUGGCAGUUUCAUCAAAGCGUGAAGAAAGAACAAGUCAAUUAAUCAAUCAGAAAUUUGGUGUCAAGCUGGCGUGACUCAAGCGUGUAGCCAGUUUGGCAUCAAAUUUCUGAUCAAUUACUAGAACCUGUGCUAUCUGGGAAAGUUCAAUAUCUCAAUUGGUUGCUUUUCUCAACUUAAACCGGCAUCUCAGUUAGUACAGCUAGAACUUACAAGUCUUUAAAUUUAGAACUGUUAUGAACGAUUCUUAUUAAACACGACGUUUUGCAUAACAAAAAUACAACAAAGCAUAUAAGAGACUGACAAGAGAGAGACAAGCUUUUUGUGAAUAAAAUUGAAGGGAAGAAGCUGGAAGCAUAAUUUGCAGUUGCUUAAAAGAUUUGAGUGAUUUGAGGUCAACCAGAUAUGGAUUAAUUAGAAGAUGUGGUUAAAAACAAUUUUUUUCACCAUAUCCACCAUUCAACUCAUCAAUCAUGUCCUAUCCAUGGACAUCCAGUGUAAUUUCGACAAAAAGUACACAUAUCACUACUCUGGUGCUAUCUACAGAUGUGAUGUACAGACUAACUUAAGCAUCACAACUUAUGAGGAAGCUAAAGUUGAUUCCAUGACUGGCAGUCACAUGAGCUAUACACAGCAGGUUUGGUGGGGAAGUCCAUACAACAGAUAUUAUCCAACAACUCAUUACUAUACCAAUAGUGUGGUUUAUGCUCUCGACAUUCGACACAAGCUCGUCAAUUUCUUCCCGCAUGGAUUUGAAAAUACAUUUUCAAGUCUUCAGCUGAUUUUAGUCCGUGACAGUCACUUGAAGGUUAUUAAUAAGGAAGAUUUAAAGCCAUUCGUAAAUCUUUAUGUCCUUGAUUUAGAAGGCAAUGAUCUUCAGGUUUUAGAGGACGGAUUGUUUGAAUUUAAUCCUAGUUUGAUUUGGGUUUCGUUCCUGUACAAUCAGAUCCUUCAUAUGGAUCUUAAUGUCUUUGAUAAAUUAGGUUCCUUGGCUACUUUAAUAUUUACAAGUAAUAAAUGCCUAAGUCCAAAUAUCGCACAAGAUUCAGCAGCUGUUAAGCAAAUUUUGAUAGAAAUUAAGGAUUCAUGCCAGGAUCCAAAUUAUCUCAGACUUAACAACACAAUUAAGGCAGUCCGGAAGGAUCUACAGACAGUCAAACUUAAAAAUUUUAAACAAUUUUCCGAUCAACUUUACAACUUAGAAAAAGAUUUCAAAAAGUCCGAAUGGGUCACUUUUCCAAGAUUCAUUGCGGACGUCCAUAACCUCACAAAUCAUAAAAAAUUCGUCGACCUUGAAAAUUUGUAUGUCAUAAAAUCAAGAAUAGCUCAAGUUGAGGUUCAAGACAUGCCACAGCGAGUUAAGGACAUCGAGCCAGAAUUGACAGCCUUUAAUGGAACUGCUGCGAAUGAAAUUGAUCAGAAAAUUGAGGAGCUUGACGAAAAAUUGGAAAGAUUUAAGGAUAAAUUCUCAGCGUUUAUGGCUAAAAUCAAUAAGAAGUUGAAUGGAGUUGAUUUGGAAGUGGACAAUGAGAAUGUGACUGAAUUUGGCAGAACUAUCAAUGUCCUUGGUAAGAAAGUAUUGAGGAAGUUUGACAGGAAAAUUAGGGGAAUGGAGAAGAGAUUAAAGGAUAAAAUGUUGUAAUUUUAACAUUGAAUAAAGAAUUUUUAAGUAAUUUUUGGCAACAAUAAU
This is a messenger RNA of Chironomus riparius, 1844 nucleotides long. The record is from the annotation of a GenBank genome assembly. Lineage: Eukaryota; Metazoa; Arthropoda; Insecta; Diptera; Chironomidae.